Molecule: messenger RNA, 2033 nt
Organism: Solanum lycopersicum (tomato)
Lineage: Eukaryota; Viridiplantae; Streptophyta; Magnoliopsida; Solanales; Solanaceae
Product: glycosyltransferase BC10
Cellular component (GO): membrane
Molecular function (GO): glycosyltransferase activity
Source: RefSeq, a predicted model, not a curated record
UUAAGCAAACAUCUAGGUUCUUCCAAGUUCCAACAACAAUAAAAAACAUACACCUAUUCCUUUUCUCUCACAUACAUAAAAAAAAGUUUCCCAACCAACAGAGACAACUUCGAUUACUGGAAAAAACCUUAAAAAUUUCUCUAUUGUUUAGACAUCUGGAGAAGAUGACAUCUACAAGCUAUAAAGCUACUUCACCAACAGAUUUGGUGUGCCAACAAGAUUCUAUUUUUAUUCUUUUAGACUCAAAAACUUUUUUUUGGUCUCUGGAUUCUUCAUAAACAAGAUUUGUUCCUUCAAUCAUGCCCAUACACUCAUUUAUUAAGUACAAUUAAAAAGAUAAGUUCAAUUUCAGAAUUUCUUGCUCCACCCCCAUGAUAGCUGUUUCACCAUUUUUGGUAUAGUAUUGAUUCAGUACCCAAAUCUCGGGAUUUGAAUUUUUUUUUUCAACUUUUUGUGAUCUUGGAAUAUAUAUCCAUUUGCUUUGUUGGGAUUUUCUUGAUCUGGGGUUGGAAUUUUAUUGCCUGUACUGUUUGUUUGAAUCGACUUGUUGAUGUGAUUCUUGAAAAUCCUUUGCUUUUUAAUAGUAGAAUGUUGUGAACCACACAGCAAUGAUAAGUAAAGCAAUUUGGUAAAAAGAAAAUCUUGAGUUUUCUUGAAGUGAUUUUGUUAGUGGUAGAAUUAGAAAUGAAGUCAAGAGUAGGGAGUCAAGGAUCAUUGGAGGAGGGUAAAGAUUCUGUUACUAAGGUGGUAACUCAGUAUAAGCCUUUAUCAAUAAGGUUACUUCAGUUCCUGUUGUUGUUUUUGGGUAUUGGUAUUGUAUUUUCAUUGCUUAGUAUGUAUAUGGUUCGGUAUUCAGUAAUGCAGAAUGUAAUUCCUAUGGUACAAUCAAGAUUUCAGCCCUGUUUUCAACAACUUAGUUUGGAGAGUUGGAUUAGGCCUCCGUCGAGUCUGUUGCAUUCUAUGAAUGACACACAGUUGUUCUGGCGAGCUUCAAUUGUUCCUCAAAUCAAAGAAUACCCCUUUAAUAGAACGCGUAAGAUUGCGUUCAUGUUCUUGACUAGAGGCCCUAUACCUUUGGCGCCGUUGUGGGAGAGGUUUUUCAAGGGUAAUGAGCUUUACUCAAUCUACAUACAUUCAUUGCCAUCAUACAGACCUGAUUUCCCACCUUCAUCAGUAUUUCAUGGCAGGCAAAUUCCUAGUCAGGAGGCGAAGUGGGGAAGAAUGAGCAUGUGUGAUGCUGAAAGACGGCUUCUUGCUAAUGCACUGCUUGAUAUCUCCAAUGAAUGGUUUAUCCUCCUAUCUGAGGCAUGCAUUCCUCUCCAUAACUUCAAAGCUAUCUAUCACUACAUUUCAAAAUCGAGGUACAGCUUUAUGGGUGCAGCCGACGAACCUGGACCUUUUGGAAGAGGACGUUACAAUCCAAAUAUGGUACCUGAGGUUAACAUCACUGAAUGGCGUAAAGGAUCCCAGUGGUUUGAAGUGAACAGGAAACUGGCUGUUGACAUUGUUAAAGAUGACGUAUACUACCCUAAGUUUGAGCAGUUCUGCAGACCGCCAUGUUAUGUGGAUGAGCACUAUUUUCCAACUAUGCUAACCAUAGAAUCUCCUCGCCUCCUGGCAAACCGGACUCUCACUUGGGUGGACUGGUCCAGAGGUGGUGCUCAUCCUGCUACAUUUGGGAAGGCCGAUAUUAAUGAUCAAUUUUUCAAGCGAAUUUCUGAAAGCUCAAUAUGUGUAUACAAUAACCAGCCAACUUCACUUUGUUACCUUUUUGCCAGAAAAUUCGCGCCUAGUGCGUUAGGUCCUUUGUUAGAACAUUCUACUAAGUUUUUGGGCUUCUGAGAUUCGAGAACAUUUGUUACGAAAUAUGAGCAGGAAUCCAUAUAGGAAAUUUCCUAGCUAAAUAGAUCUGGUGAACAAGCAAGUGUCAUGCUUGCUAUUAGAUAAUUCAAUAUAUAGAAUGCCAUGCAUGAUCUUAUAUGCUUACUGUACUCUCUUCUAUAAUGAUAUUGUAUUGUUGCUGUUGAUUUUUA